Messenger RNA from Diabrotica virgifera virgifera (western corn rootworm), 1546 nucleotides. Its product is annotated as bublin coiled-coil protein. The coding region runs from base 147 to 518 and encodes 123 amino acids. The record is from RefSeq and is a predicted model, not a curated record. The transcript is spliced from 2 exons. NCBI's taxonomy places the organism in Eukaryota, Metazoa, Arthropoda, Insecta, Coleoptera, Chrysomelidae.
AUGUGUAAUGUCAAAAUCAUAUGAUUUUUGAUCCAAUUUUCUGCAAUUUUCUCUGGGCGAUCCUGAUCCUGGUCCUGGAGUUAUUUGAACAUUGAUAAGUUUAUUUGAAAAUGAUAGAAUAUCAACAAAUUUAAAGUAUCAAGAUUAUGGGCGAGGAGGAAAUCACACCAAAUAAUAUCAAAGAAAAUCAGAGUGAGAAUAUGAAUGGGAAUAUAAAUGGUCAAGAGGAAAAUCCACCUCCAGAAGAAAUGGAUACAAAUGGGGAAAAUGAUGUAAAUGAAGAUGAUCUGGAUGAAGACAAUGAUGACAUGUCGCCUGAAGAGUUUGCUGCACUUGAUCACCAGUUAGAUGCCUUAAAUUCUGCUUUAGAUGACAUAGAACAGAAAAAUGAUAAUAUACAUUCGCAGUUACUAGAACUACUCCAUGCUAACAGGGAAAUCCGGACUCAAUUACAGCAAGAUAAAGCUAGCACAGAUAACAGAGAAGACGUAAAUAAAACAAAUGAACCAAAAGCAUGAAAUGUAGCAUUCCGGUAAUUAUCUGACAUUAGAUAUUAUUCAUUUGAUGCAUUUUGUUGUCUUUUCAGUAUAUUCUAGUGAAGAGGAAAACCAGUAUUAAAAAAAUUUUCAAUUAUUUUAACUAUCAGUUAUAAAAAUAGGCUAUAUUGUUGAUUUACUACAUUUUGUCUUACCUUUAUGAUGAUACAUAGAUUAGUCAUCAGCUAAUAUAUUUUUGUUUCAAUUUUUUUUUUUCAAUUUUUUUAAUGUUUGACAUUGUUGGGGUGGAUUUUCCCUAUUCCCCCUCCCCUAGAUCCACCACUGAUUAGUACUAUGUGCAAACUAGUACACUUCUAAAGUAACUUAAUUUUCCUUAAAUAAAUAUUUAAAACAUGACUAUAAUUAUUAUAAACUUACAUAGUAUCAUUAAAAUUCAAAACUUGUUUAUCAAAUAAAGCAAUAUGUACCUAUACUGUGUUUCAAACGUUAAAAGUAGUAUGGUUGUAUAUUGCAAGCGGGUUUGCCAUUCUAUAAAUUAUCAUAAAUAAUCCUCUACAAGUACCUGCCUAAUACUACCUUUCACGGACGCUGCCAUAAAGAGUGGCACCGUCGUCAAGAAAAUUCUCAUUUAGUUUGCAUGGCCCCAUCCUUUAAAUACUGCAUCGCAUGUCUGAAAUGCUGUAGGUACUGUAUAGGUAUAAGAUUCCGUUAAGAGCCAUAGGUGUUUUAUUGCAUAUUUUUUUUAUUCUGGUAAUUUUUAACCUUUUGUCACUGUAUUGAGCAAUUUUUCAAUAUAGUAUAAAAAAUAAUUUUUGAUAAAAUCGAACUUUAAAGUUACAACUUAAAAAAACUGUUAUAAUACUAAUAGUCUAUAUUUUUUCAUAAUUAUUGGAUGCCAGAUGAUUACCAAAUAUAUUAAGUGAUUUAAAUGUUUUCUAAAAACACCAGUAUUGUUUGGUUUGUAUAGAAUAUUUUUAGUUAAAAUAGAAAUAAUAUCUAAUAUAUAUUUGUAGUUGAUUCUAUCUGUAAAUAAAGAGAUUUGAUCCUUU